GAAUAAUUCUUAUAAAUUAUGACGUUAUGUCAAUAUUCCUCUCUGAACGAUACCAUACGACGGUCGAAACUGCACUAGAUUAAAACCGUUUGAAAAAGAAGCGGUUCCUAAGGAGGUUAAUGGAUCUCCGUCGAGUUUACGAGAUGGGUAUCGACUGGGGUACAACGGAGGGACGUUGCCAAAGCCCGCGGGGACGACGUGUGUGCGCGUUCGCCACGAAGAGAAGCAGAAGAGUAGUAACCUGGACGCUACUAUACUCGCUGCAGGCCUGCAGCCGCCGAUGGCAUUCCACCGACCGAUUUUGUUUGCCGACACGCUCGCUCACCCCUCCUCACGGCGCCGUGCCGUGUACUACUGAAGGAUCGUUUUUCGGAGUCACUGGUUCGCGUCAUAUCCCGAGCUCGAGAGCCAAGAGCUCGGCCACCUCCCGUGGGGGGUACCUCGAGAUUCUGCACGUGCCGCAAUGAGAUAUCCACCCGAUCGAAA
Messenger RNA from Trachymyrmex cornetzi, 486 nucleotides. RefSeq lists its product as uncharacterized. The coding region runs from base 120 to 467 and encodes 115 amino acids. The transcript has 3 exons. Lineage: Eukaryota; Metazoa; Arthropoda; Insecta; Hymenoptera; Formicidae. The record is from RefSeq and is a predicted model, not a curated record.